Molecule: messenger RNA, 2946 nt
Organism: Erinaceus europaeus (western European hedgehog)
Lineage: Eukaryota; Metazoa; Chordata; Mammalia; Eulipotyphla; Erinaceidae
Gene: MINAR1
Product: membrane integral NOTCH2 associated receptor 1
Exons: 3
Coding region: 167-2044 (625 amino acids)
Biological process (GO): negative regulation of cell population proliferation; negative regulation of TOR signaling
Cellular component (GO): plasma membrane
Source: RefSeq, a predicted model, not a curated record
CGCCGCGGACGUCGUCACCAUCUUCAACCUGCUGAAGCCGGGCCGGGUCGCUGCCGGAGACUGGCCACCCGAAGGCUGUAAAGAGCUGCGGCUGGACCCGGACCGAGACCGGCCCUGCAGGGGCCAAGGCCGCCCCUCGCGCCCGCCGUCCACCGGCCCAGCCUUCAUGCCUGCCUCGCAGCCCGACUUCCUGCCGGGCCCGGGCGCCAAGCUGCGGGCAUCCUCCCUGGACCGGCUGCAGGCGCUGGCACCCUACGGCGUGGGGGGAGCUCGGGCCUGUGAGAUGCAGCGCACCCGCUUCCCCACCCACCCCGACAGCGAGCCGCCCUCGGACCCUGACUCGCCGCCCCGAGGACCCCAAGAGCCUUUCCCUCUGGCCGCCCGCCCGCAGAGGAGGGGCAUCUCCUCGGGAGGCUUUCCCGGCCCAGUGCCCCCUUCCCCUGGCCACCUACUCCUGCGCGGGGUGCCCUCGGUCACCCACAGCUUCGAGCUACCCUGCUGCGCCCCCAGCCCGGCCCCGGGGCCCAGCCGCACCAAGCACGAGAGCCUGGAUGACCUGCAGGCCUCCACCUACUUCGGACCCCCCGACGCCCGCGGCCCCCGCCAGCCCCCCAGGCACGCGGCCCGGCCGGCCAAGAGCUGGAGCCUCAACGCCGAGGAGACACCGGACCACAAGCGCCCUGCCUGCCGCAGGGGGGCCUCCCAGGAGGAGCCGCCGCGCUGCCCGGGCCCCAGUGCCCAGACCCCCAGCUACCUGGUUGCCCCCCUGCGGCCCGGGCCUCCCGAGGCCCCCCAGGAUGCCCAGGUGGCCUCCCGGCCUCAGAAGGCUUUCCGGGACCAGGGCACCGGCUGCCUGGGCGCGCAGCUCAGCUCCGACACCAGCAGUGUGGGCACGCAGACAGAGCCCCCGCCGCGGGGCGUGGAGCCAGGCCACCCCAGACCGCACGAUGGGCCCGGCCGCCGGCCCUCGGCUGACUCGGAAGACGCCAGCGAAGCCAUCAGUGACAUCUUCCGCUUCCUGGACGAGCUCAGCCUCAGCGGCUCCACCGGGCUGCCGCCGGCCUCCUGCCACGCCAGCCUCGGCUCCCUGGGCCCGCCGCUCGGCUCCAGCGGCUGGUGCUCCCCCGAGCGCCCGGCCUCGCCUCCCCAGGCCCCCGAGGAUGAGCUGCGGGCCAGCGUGGGCCAGCUGGUGCGCAGGGUCGGGGAGGUGGAGCGCCGGCUUGAGGCGCUGGCCGGCGUCCGCCGAGAAAUCUCACAGGUGCUGGGCCGGCUGCAGCAGCUGGACCACGUGGCGAGGCCGCCGCCCACCCUCAGCCCCCAGGCCGGCCGGCUGUCCUCCGACGUGGGCGCUCCCCGCUGCACGGCACACGUCGAACGCGGGGCCUCGUGCCACCCUGACACCGGGAGCCACUGCGGGCGGCCCCACACUCCCGCCCCCGGGAAGAGCCUGCCGGUCAGGUCAUGCCUGCACCCGCUGACCACCGAGCCCGGCCAGAGCAGCCCGCCCCGCGACUGGCGCACCAUCACAUGCCCCAGCCACGCCGCCCGAGAGUCCUGGGGCCCCGGCGACGGCAAGGAUUGGCACCACAGGGUGAAGGAGGCCGACAGGCAGUACGACACACCGCCCCGACACCUGCCGCCCCGUGAGGCCUUCCUGGUGGAGCAGGUGUUCAGCCCAAACGCCCGGCCCAGCUCCCUCACCGUGCAGCUGAGGGGCAGCCCCGCCUACACAGACAUGCGGCUCACAGAGUUGUCCCAGGUGCCACGGGGCCCGCCCUGCUGGAGCCCAGAAGAGCUCUCCCGCCACUCCGGGGACAAGAUGAAGCUGGCGGCCCUGGACCUGCAGACCCAGGACUCCCUGAACCCCAACAACGUGGAGUACUGGAUGGAGGACCUCUACACCCCGGGCUACGGCUCGCUGCUCAGGCACAAGGAGGCCAAGCCCCGGCCCCACAAGGCCUGCAAGAUGGCCGCACUGGUGGCCGCUGCCGCCUGCACCGUGGUCCUGGUCAUCGUGGUCCCCAUCUGCACCAUGAAGUCCUGAGCUGCUGGGGGCCUGGGGGCCAGGAAGGGGAUGGGGGCCCAGGGGGAGACAGAGGGGUCUGGCCAGGGAGUUGGCUGCAGACUGGUGGAGCCCUCAAUGUACAGCCCUUCCUCCAGAAGCUGGGGAGUCAGCGGUGUGUCCCUCUUGGGUGAGGCUCCUGGAACAAGGUGCAGAUGGAGGCAGGGUCCCGCCUCUGGGGACAGCAAGGGCCUGCCUGCCUGUCUCCACUGCCGCUGGGGCCACUGUCCUCACGCCAGCAGGCCCAUGUCACUGUCAGGACCUUCCCGAGGGCCCGCACGGAAACUUCCGAGACUCUCGCUGUGCCCCUCGCACCCCAGCCCAGGUCAGCGUCCCACUCCCCGACCCCCGAGACCCCAGCCAUCCGGACUAUGCCUUGACCAGGGAGGAGAGGUGAGCAAGCCCCGGCCUCCCAGCCCCCGUGGCUGCUAGGACAAGCCUCUGGAGAACAGCCACCGCCCAGCUCCUCCAAAGCCCAGGGCAGCUGCCUGCCGUCCGUCUGUCCACACGUCCAGCUCCGUGAUGUCUACUCCGUGAGGUGACUGGAGGCGGGGAGGCCCGGCCAGGGACGGGUGCCGUGGUCAGCGGCUUCUCUGCAUGGUCCCACCGUCCACUGCAGGCCGAGGACAAGUGCUGGCGGGCACCGGCCACUUCAGUCUCCGAGGAGCCCCCACAGGAGUGAGGACACGGGUGGCACGGUGAGGCCCGGUGAGGCCCGGGCCCCACCCCACUUCCUCACAGCAGCGGGAGCCCAGCAUCCAGCCCGAGACCCUCUCAACAGGGUCUGAACUUCACCUGCUGCCGCCGGGCUCUGGGUCCAGCACGAUGAUCUGGAAUGUUCCGUGCAUUUCACCGGGACGGAGGGAGGGAGGGUGCUGGUGGCU